AUGACUGACACCCGGCGGAGGGUGAAGGUUUACACGCUAAAUGAGGACCGCCAGUGGGAUGAUCGAGGCACAGGGCAUGUGUCCUCUUGCUACGUGGAGAGGCUGAAGGGCAUGUCCCUGCUAGUCAGGGCAGAGAGUGAUGGCUCUCUUCUUUUGGAGUCCAAAAUUAACCCGAACACUGCGUACCAGAAGCAACAGGAUACCUUGAUUGUGUGGUCUGAAGCUGAAAAUUAUGAUUUGGCACUUAGCUUUCAAGAAAAAGCAGGAUGUGAUGAAAUAUGGGAAAAAAUAUGUCAGGUUCAAGGCAAAGACCCUUCUGUCGAUAUUACUCAGGACCUUGUCGAUGAAUCUGAGGAAGAACGUUUUGAUGAUAUGUCAUCACCAGGUCUAGAAUUGCCAUCUUGUGAAUUAAGUCGACUAGAAGAAAUUGCAGAACUGGUGGCAUCUUCACUGCCUUCACCAUUACGUCGUGAAAAACUCGCACUAGCACUGGAAAAUGAGGGCUAUAUUAAGAAGCUCUUAGAAAUUUUUCAUGUGUGCGAAGACUUGGAGAACAUUGAAGGACUACACCACUUAUAUGAAAUUAUCAAGGGAAUUUUUCUUUUGAACAGAACUGCACUUUUUGAAGUCAUGUUUUCUGAGGAAUGUAUAAUGGACGUAAUUGGAUGCCUAGAAUAUGAUCCAUCUUUAUCACAGUCACGGAAACACAGGGAAUUUCUGACUAAAACGGCAAAAUUUAAAGAGGUGAUUCCUAUAUCUGAUCCAGAGCUGAAGCAAAAAAUACAUCAGACGUACAGAGUACAGUAUAUUCAAGAUAUGGUCCUACCCACUCCCUCAGUUUUUGAGGAAAAUAUGCUAUCAACACUUCAUUCUUUCAUCUUUUUUAAUAAAGUGGAAAUUGUUGGUAUGUUACAGGAAGAUGAAAAAUUUCUGACAGACUUGUUUGCACAACUAACAGAUGAAGCCACAGAUGAGGAGAAAAGACAGGAAUUGGUAAAUUUUCUGAAAGAGUUUUGUGCGUUCUCUCAAACACUGCAACCUCAAAACAGAGAUGCAUUUUUCAAAACAUUGUCAAAUAUGGGCAUACUGCCAGCACUAGAAGUCAUAUUGGGUAUGGAUGAUGCACAAGUACGAAGUGCAGCCACUGAUAUAUUCUCAUAUUUGGUUGAAUACAACCCAUCCAUGGUACGAGAGUUUGUCAUGCAGGAGGCGCAGCAGAAUGAUGAUGAUAUAUUACUCAUUAACCUCAUUAUAGAACACAUGAUUUGUGACACAGAUCCAGAACUUGGAGGGGCAGUGCUACUUAUGGGUUUGCUUCGUACUUUAGUUGAUCCAGAAAAUAUGCUUGCUACUGCCAAUAAAACAGAAAAGACAGAGUUCUUGGGUUUCUUCUACAAACAUUGUAUGCAUGUUCUGACAGCCCCUUUAUUGGCUAAUACUACAGAGGACAAGCCUAGCAAAGAUGAUUUUCAGACAGCCCAACUCUUGGCAUUAAUACUGGAAUUGCUAACUUUCUGCGUAGAGCAUCAUACCUAUCACAUAAAGAACUACAUAAUUAAUAAAGAUAUCCUGCGAAGGGUACUCGUUCUCAUGGCCUCAAAGCACGCUUUCUUGGCAUUGUGUGCCCUUCGUUUCAAGAGGAAGAUAAUUGGGCUAAAGGAUGAAUUCUACAACCGUUACAUAAUGAAAAGCUUUUUGUUUGAACCUGUGGUCAAAGCAUUUCUAAAUAAUGGUUCCCGUUAUAAUCUGAUGAACUCUGCCAUAAUAGAGAUGUUUGAAUUUAUCAGAGUGGAAGAUAUAAAAUCGUUAACGGCUCAUGUGAUUGAAAAUUACUGGAAGGCACUGGAAGAUGUAGAUUAUGUGCAGACAUUCAAAGGACUGAAACUACGAUUUGAGCAACAAAGGGAAAGACAAGAUAAUCCAAAACUUGACAGCAUGCGCUCCAUUUUGAGAAACCAUAGAUACAGAAGGGAUGCAAGAACCCUGGAGGAUGAGGAGGAAAUGUGGUUUAAUACUGAUGAAGAUGAUAUGGAAGAUGGAGAGGCAGUGGUGCCCCCUUCUGACAAAACUAAAAAUGAUGAAGAUAUUAUGGACCCUAUCAGUAAAUUCAUGGAAAGGAAAAAAUUAAAAGAGAGUGAAGAAAAGGAAGUUCUUCUGAAAACUAACCUUUCAGGUCGUCAGAGCCCAAGUUUCAAGCUUUCCUUUUCCAGUGGUACAAAAUCUAACCUUACCAGCCAGUCAUCUGCAAGUAAUCUGCCCGGAUCCCCAGGGUCUCCUGGAUCCCCAGGGUCCCCUGGCUCUCCAGGAUCAGUUUCUAAAAGCACAUCUCAGAUGGCAGCUAUUACAACUAAGGGAGGCCUCGUUGGGCUUGUAGAUUAUCCUGAUGACGAUGAAGAAGAUGAUGAAGAUGAAGAUAAAGAGGAAACUUUACCUUUGUCAAAGAAAGCAAAGCUUGAGUCAUCAUAAUGGCAACUGCUGAAGAACAUUUCGAGUAGGGGGAAGGAUAUUUUUUCCAAAAACAAAACAAACCCCACAGCAAAGCAGCAAUCUUUUGUGAAUUACUGUGUGUGACACAGAUCCACCUAUACAGACGGAUUUCUGCCAAUCAAGUGCCAAUUCAAAGGAGCAGAAGAAGGGGAAAUACUUCGUUUAGGGGAAAGACUUAACGCCUUUGAGCUCUCCAGCUUGGACCACACAUUGCCCUUUUCUCAGGGAAGGAAAUGGAAAACAACAAAAAAAAAAACACAAAACAAAAACAAGCCAACAGGGCAGGAGUUUUGUUAGUGGAACUCUGGAUUGGCUGGUCAGUUGCUACAAUCAGAAUAUGCUUUCUUGGACCAUGUAUAAGACUUCUGAAGAAAAGGCGGUUUUCGCCAUAGUUCUUCACUAGUUAAGAAUGCCAGCAGUUUCUUUGUAUAAAAGAGACCUGCCUUUGAAAUCGUACAUUCUGAACAUUUUAGUCGAGCUACAACAGGUUUUAAAAACCUCUACGGAGGAAGGCCGAAUAUAAAGUUUCCUCUUUUUUCUUUUUUUUUUUUUUAAUCUGUUCCCUUUGCCCUUUAAACUGCAGAUUUUUUUUUUUUUGGAGGUGGGGGAUUUGUUUGUCCCUUCUUGAUUAAAGAUUGAGUGGAAUUC
Messenger RNA from Balearica regulorum gibbericeps (East African grey crowned-crane), 3135 nucleotides. It is a transcript of the gene PPP4R3A, whose product is annotated as protein phosphatase 4 regulatory subunit 3A. Lineage: Eukaryota; Metazoa; Chordata; Aves; Gruiformes; Gruidae. The record is from RefSeq and is a predicted model, not a curated record. Gene Ontology annotation, cellular component: protein phosphatase 4 complex; nucleoplasm. Gene Ontology annotation, molecular function: protein phosphatase activator activity. Gene Ontology annotation, biological process: DNA damage response; protein dephosphorylation.